Molecule: messenger RNA, 2467 nt
Organism: Parasteatoda tepidariorum (common house spider)
Lineage: Eukaryota; Metazoa; Arthropoda; Arachnida; Araneae; Theridiidae
Gene: Prp39
Product: pre-mRNA processing factor 39
Biological process (GO): RNA processing; mRNA 5'-splice site recognition
Cellular component (GO): U1 snRNP; U2-type prespliceosome; commitment complex
Molecular function (GO): pre-mRNA 5'-splice site binding; protein binding
Source: RefSeq, a predicted model, not a curated record
CUUUUACCAUUUCCUUGAAUGGCAACUGAUUCGGAUUACUGAUUGGCGAAAGUAGAAGACCCCGGCAAUUAAUUCGUUUUUAUUUGUUUAUAAAAUAUAUAUCGUAUUAAAAUUAAUAUAUUUAUUAACUAUUGAAAUUUUCUAGUUUUAUGACUGGUCAAUUCUUCGACUGAAAUUGUAUCAUCAACUUAUUAUUUAUAAAAUAUUUUGGACAAAUUUUGAGUUGUGAACUUUCAAGUAAAAUGGAUGAAAAAAAUGGAAGCAGCAAAAAGAAAGAUUCUGAAGAAAGUAAAGCAGCUGAGCUAGAAAAAUAUUGGCAAGUUGUGAAAGACAAUCCAUCAGAUUUUACAGGAUGGACAUAUCUGCUUCAUUUUAUAGAAACAGAGAAAAAUAUUGAAGCUGCAAGAGAAGCAUUUCAAGCUUUCUUCAAACAUUACCCAUAUUGCUAUGGGUAUUGGAAGAAGUAUGCCGAUAUGGAAAAAAAUUUGAACAAUUUUGAUGCUGCUCAAAAGAUUUUUGAAGAAGGUACAAGUGCAAUACCAUUGAGUGUAGAUUUGUGGAUUCAUUAUAUUAAUUUUUACAAGACUCAGCAGAAUGGCAAAGAUGAUUCUGAAGAAAAUAUAAAAAUGCUAUUUAAGAGAGCUUUGAGUGCAGCUGGGCGAGAAUUUCGUUCUGAUAGAUUAUGGGAUCUCUAUGUGGGAUGGCUAGAGGAGAACAAGAAUUUGAAAGAAGUAACCUCUGCCUAUGACGAACUGUUAACCAUUCCAACACAAUUGUAUUGUCAUCAUUUUGAAAAAUUUGGUAAACAUGUAAAGAAAAAUAUACCAAGAGAAAUACUUUCUACAGAUGAAUUCCUUGAACUUAGAAAAGAAGUAGUAAGCAUAUUAAAAAAUGAUUCAAUGGUUGGAGAUGAUGCAGAGGAUGAUGAUAAAGGCAUCAGUAAAGAAGUAGAAUCAGCUCCAGGAAUGGAUAUAGAUGAUGCUCCUCCAGGUUUGGAACCUGGUGGUACAGAUAUUGAGAAAGAUAUGAUGAGUACUGAGGAAACAGAUUUAAUGAAAAAGAAGAUUAUUGAAAGAAGAAAAACCUUGUAUAAAAAGAAUGAAAUAGAAGUGGGAAAACGCUGGUCUUUUGAAGAAGCGAUCAAGAGACCCUACUUCCAUGUGAAACCAUUAGAAAGAGCUCAAUUAAAAAAUUGGAAAGAUUAUCUCGAUUAUGAAAUCGAAAAUGGAACACACGAGAGUAUAGUUAUUCUCUUUGAAAGAUGCAUGAUUGCGUGUGCUCUCUAUGAGGAUAUGUGGUUAAAAUAUGCUAAGUAUAUGGAAGAUAAUUAUCCUGAAAGUGCUGAUGGAGUUUAUGAAAGAGCUUGUAAAAUUCAUCUACCUCGAAAAUAUAUGAUUCAUUUUUCUUGGGCCUCAUUUCAAGAAAGAAGGGAUAAUGUUGACAAAGCUGCCCAGAUUCUUGAAGAUUUAGGGAAUAAUAUCAAAGAUAUGUUAGAAAUAACUCUUAGAAAAAUUAAUCUUGAAAGACGACGGGGUAAUGAAGCAAAGGUAGAAGAAAUGUAUUUAAAAUGCAUUGCUGAAGCCAAAACCUCUCAGAUGUCUUCCCAUUUCGCUACAAAGUUUGCAAGAUAUCUGUAUAAGGUUAAGCAGGAUUUUGUAAAAGCUACAAAGGUUUUAAAAGAUGCCCUUAAAAAUGAUCCAAGUAAUCCAUAUAUAUUGAUGCAACUAGUAGAUGUGGGAUUUCAACAAACUCCUAUAAGUCAAUCGGCUAUUCUUGAGGCAUUUGAUUUAGCAUUAACCAGUGAUAUGAAUGAAGACCAGAAAUUGACAUUUGCAAGAAGGAAACUUGAGUUUUUGGAAGAUUUCACAAUGGAUCCUCAAAGUAUUCAAGAUGCCUUUGAAGAAUAUGCUAAAUUGUAUAAAGUCCAUUACACCUCUAAGAAACGAGUAGCAGAAGACAGUGAAGAAAGUAAAGAAAAGAAACUAAAAACCGAAAUUAAUGGAUCAGCUACGACAGAUACUGCUAAUUCUACUUCUACGGCUGCUACAGCAGCUGCUGCCGCUAUUCCAGCUACACAUGAUGCUGCAUCUUAUCAGUAUCAGCAGCAAUCAGCUGCUUGGGCAAGCUAUGCUGCUCAGAGUUCUUAUAAUUACCAAGGAGCUUGGCCGUAUGCUGCAAAUUACUAUUCAUCGCACUGAAACAAAUAAAUUGUACAUUUUAAGGCAUUGCAUUAUAAAUACUUUCAUCAAUUUGCAUUUUAUACUUUUUAAUUAGAGCGGUAAUUAAACAUUAUCGACAGAUCCCUUGUAGUAUAAUCCGCUUUGACUUUAAAUAUUCUUUUUUUUUUUUUAAGUUGUGAAAAAUGUUAGGAAUAUUUAGAGCCAAUGAAGUAUUGCUGUAAUAAAAUUAUAGUUUUGUUUUGUGUUGUUGUUUUUUAUAAAAUAAAACUUAUGGAAUUACCAUUUUA